CCUCUCUUCCUCCCCCACUCCUCCUUCCGUUCCUCUCUCACCUCACCCUUCAAAAUACAAAAAUCUACACACUCCCACCUCCCCUCACCACCCACGAAGUCUUCAUCGUUCGCAACUUUCGACGACUACGACCAGAUCAUGCCGGUCACCACCGCGGACCAAGGCGCCGAGGAGCCAUCCAGGAAGAGCGUCAACCAGAUGAGCCCCAGCAGGCACCACACUCUGCUGGCUUUGCCUCCGUCGCCUUUCUCCACCCCAGUCAAGAAGAGCGUCAACCAGGCCGGCCCAAGCAGCAGCAGCGACAGAUACCUUCCGCCUCUUCCCCUCUCGCCUGAUUCAGAGUCCUCGAAGAAGAGCAUCAACCAGACGAGCCCAAGCAGCCACCACACUCUUCCGGCGCUGCCGCCCUCGCCCUUCCUCCCUUCCGAGGAUUCCACCGCAGUCGAAGGCGCCUCUGAGCCCGGCACCGGCACGGAGAGCACGUACCAGGGCAGCUCGAGCCGCUACAACCCGAUCCCGAUGCUGCGGUCCCUUCAGGCGGUCCCCCGCGGAAACCCCAAGGACCCCAACUUCAAUUCUAUCUUCGAAUUCCGCUAUAAGUGUGAUCACCACACCCUGGAGUUCUACAAAGCCCCGUUGAACCUCCGCUACUACACCCACCAGUUGUGCCCCGACUGCGAACGCAAGCGCCUCGACCACAGCCCGGUUCACAAGAUCCUUACGGCGAUUUUCGGCACUUGGUGGACUGGACCUGAACCCAAGAAUCAGAAGCCGCUCGCUCACGGUCGCGGUAAUAAGGGUAAGGGCAAGGACAACAACGAGACGCAGGGCAGUGGUCAAGGAAACAACGGCGGCGAGGACAGAACGGGUGGUGGAACUCUCAACUGGGCCCGCGGAGCUUAACUUGGUUACACCACCGAGGUACUACUGGCAUCACUGGCUCAGUAGCACCGCACAGCUGUUUAAUCCUUCGGCUUAGCUUCUGAAUCCUGUUGGCUUGUCUUCUGCGGAAAGGCU
Tricharina praecox is the source of this 1017-nucleotide messenger RNA. RefSeq lists its product as uncharacterized. The transcript has a single exon. NCBI's taxonomy places the organism in Eukaryota, Fungi, Ascomycota, Pezizomycetes, Pezizales, Pyronemataceae. The annotation marks the transcript as partial. The record is from RefSeq and is a predicted model, not a curated record.